UCUGAGAUCCGCGUCAUGAUGCUCCGACUCCAGCUCCACUGGUCCUGAUAAUGCUCAUGUGAGUUCGGGAUCAGCCAACUGCAGUGAAGCUUUCGGCAUUGACCUCUAAAACGUCAUACUAUGAUAAAAGAAGCAGCCUAUAUCCAGUCUGCCAUCCCGGAAGCAGAGGAAUUUGGGGGUUGGGUUAGAGAAACAUAGCAGCUCCGCGUGCGGUAGAGAAAGACCGCACGGAUACAAACACUCACACCGCGUAACAAAAUACCGAAGACGUGACCUCAAACUACACGGAUACAACCACCAUAAACAUCGCUCCGGAAUGGAUAAGCGGCAAAGACAGUAGUCUCGGGUGGGACAGAGGAGGAUGGGCGCAGAGUCCUGGUGUCGGUGUAGAUGUCUCUCGGUCGGCUCUUGCGACGCGCCUCCUCAAAGGCCUCGGACCUCCUGACCUUUAACCCAGGGUCGGCGGGUUCGCGGAACGGCUUGGACGGAGAGAUCAUCUUCUCCAAGAACAAUGUGUGUGUGCACCCUGCCGAGCCCCUCCCGGGCCUGCCCGAACACCACCCAGGGUACCUGUGUGUGCACAUGGAGAAGGAUGAGAGCCUGGGAACCACUCUGAUCCUAACCUGGGUUCCCAACUCCCGCAUCCAGAGACAGGACGAGGAGGCCCUGCGUUACAUCACCCCAGAGAGCUCACCUGUCCGCAGGAACGCUCGGCGCAGGCCCCGCAGGCCCCAUUCCCGACACCCUCCCGCCCAGGAGGAAGAUGAGGACCGGGAGGAGGAGGAGAGGAUUGGGAACGGAACUGGGAUUGGAGGGGGCCUGGGUCUGGAGGCCAGCAUAGAGCCCCCUCCUCCCCAGCAACAGCAGUCCCAGUCUGGGACGGAUGAGGGGGAUGAGCUGUCGGCUGACGAGGUGAGCAGGGACAGCACCAUGGGCUCGGACUCAGACACCACCUUCUCCUCACCCUUCUGUCUGUCGCCCGUCAGCGAGUCCCUCUUUGAGAGCAGCGGCUCUGUGUUCCUGGACAACGAGAGCAGGGAGCUGUGCGACGAGUCCAUGACCCAUUCGGCUAGCUCCGCCUCCAGCCUGGACAGCCACGCUCCCUCUGAGAACAACAGCCAAUCGCAGGGCAUGCGGUGGGAGGAACAGCAGAAGGUGCUGGCGUUGGAGCAGCUGGGGGGAGUGUUCCGGGUCGACCUGGGUCACAUGAGGUCGCUCCGCCUCUUCUUCAGUGAUGAGGCGUGUAAUAGUGGUCAGCUGGUGAUCGCCAGCAGGGAGAGCCAGUAUAAGGUCCUCCACUUCCACCACGCAGGUCUGGACAAGCUGGCUGAGGUCUUCCAACAGUGGAAGUGCUGCAGAGAGACGCAGCUCAAAGACCAGGUAGUGGAUGAGAAGUCAUGUAUGCAGUUCUCCAUCCGGAGGCCCACCCUGCCGUCCGCUGAGACCCACCCGGAGGAACGUCUGUACCGCCGCCUGGACGUCACCACCUGGCUCCGACACCUCAACCACAACGGACAGGUGGAGGAGGAGUACAAGCUACGCAAGGCCAUCUUCUUUGGGGGCAUUGACCCAUCCAUCCGCGGGGAGGUGUGGCCCUUCUUACUGCACUACUACAGCUGUGACUCCUCCUCCCAGGAGAGAGAGGCCUGGAGACUGCAGAAACGCUCUGAGUACCACCACAUCCAGCAGAGGAGGUUGUCUAUGAGUCCUGAGGAGCACAGUGACUUCUGGAGGAAGGUUCAGUUCACCGUGGAUAAGGACGUGGUGAGAACAGACCGCAGCAACCACUUCUUCAGGGGAGAGAACAACCCCAAUGUGGAGAUCAUGAGGUGUGUGCUGCUGAACUACGCGGUGUUCAACCCAGAGAUGGGCUACUGCCAGGGCAUGUCUGACCUGGUGGCCCCCCUGCUGACCGAGGUGCAGGAUGAGAGUGACACGUUCUGGUGCUUCGUAGGCCUGAUGGAGAACACCAUCUUCAUCAGCUCUCCCCGUGACGAGGACAUGGAGAGACAACUGAUGUACCUGAGGGAGCUGUUGCGUCUGAUGCUGCCCCGGUUCCACCAGCACCUGACCCAGCUGGGGGAGGACGGCCUACAGCUGCUGUUCUGUCACCGCUGGCUCCUACUCUGCUUCAAACGGGAGUUCCCCGACACAGAGGCCCUGCGUAUGUGGGAGGCCUGCUGGGCACACUACCAGACGGACUACUUCCAUCUGUUUGCGUGUGUGGCCAUCAUCGUGCUGUACGGUGAUGACGUGACGGAGCAGCAGUUAGCCACCGACCAGAUGUUGCUCCACUUCAGUAACCUCUCCAUGCACAUGAACGGGGAGCUGGUGCUGCGCAAGGCCCGUAGUCUGCUCUACCAGUUCCGUCUGUUACCCAGAAUCCCGUGCAGCCUCCAUGACCUGUGUAAGCUGUGCGGUCCAGGGAUGUGGGACAGUCGCUACAUCCCGGCCGUGGAGUGUUCUGGGGAGCACCCCGACUCCCAGAGCUGCCCCUAUGGAGGCACAGCCACCCCCCAGCCCUCAGCCUCCCCGUCACCCUCACCCUCCCCCUCACCCAACCCCACCCCACUCCCCGAGGGCAAGAGAGGCUCCAAGACCAGAGACAUCUUCAUGUUUCGGAAGCAGUCCUGAGUUUAAAUAGGGGGGAGGGAGACAAUGGUGCUAACUAUAACUGUUGAGUAGAUCAGAAGCUGCAGUACCACUUUUCUGCCACUAGGAUUCCCAACAUACUGUAUGUGCUUCUCUCUGAUACUUCUCUUCACGCUCUCCCCCUUUUCACAAUCCCCAUCUUAUUAAAAGGAUUUUCCACCUGAUCCUUUUGUCCGGUGUGACAUGGAACACUGCCUUAUAAGAAUGUAUAUUUAUUUGGAACAUUCAGUACCACAGACACUUGGCACUACGUUUCCCAUGAAGAAGCUGCUGCUCUGCUAUUGGAGGAGAUUGGACAAUCAUCACUCUGUUGGACUGUAACCUUUCAGGGUCCACACUGUGGUCUAAGGUUGCUGGACUGGAUUCAAUGUGACUCCAACGGUCAAAUACUGACUUGAAGGGGAAUUGUUGAGAUUUGAACUCCAUUGAAAGGUUUUCAUAUGCUCACGAUGGAAUGUUUGUGAAUAAUGGAAUGAUAUAUUAUCUCAGCAUAUUGCAAUCAGGCUCAAGCCUAUUAACACGACACACGUAUAAACCUCCAUCAACCAAGAGAGGCAAGCUGUCAUUUCAACUGUCACUAAGUUAAAUAUUGUUACUUUUCAAAUCAUAUUUUUUUUUCUGUUCCCUUCA
Oncorhynchus mykiss (rainbow trout) is the source of this 3282-nucleotide messenger RNA. NCBI's taxonomy places the organism in Eukaryota, Metazoa, Chordata, Actinopteri, Salmoniformes, Salmonidae. The record is from RefSeq and is a predicted model, not a curated record.